AUGGGCCAGUUGCCUUCAUCCACUGCCGGAGUCCCCAGCUGCCGUCGAAACGACGUUAUUUAUCAAAGUUGUGGAUCAAUGGCGCAACAAGAUUUGUCGGUCUUUCUUUCUCCUUUAAUGGGGAAAAAGAUUGACGAUGGUCUUUGUGUUGCCAACGGUAUAUCGAAUCUUCCAGAUGAUUGUUUGGCUUGCGUUUUUCAGUUCCUUGCACCAGGCGAUCGGAAACGAUCUUCGCUCGUUUGCCGGCGUUGGCUCGAGGUCGAGGGACAGAGUCGUCACCGACUCUCCCUUAAUGCCCAAUCGGACCUCCUAUCUGCGGUGCCAUCGCUUUUUUCUCGGUUUGACGCCGUCACGAAGCUUUCUCUCAAAUGCGACCGUAGAUCGGUGAGCAUCGGCGAUGAUGCUCUCAUUCUAAUCUCUCUUCGUUGUCAAAACCUUACCCGCCUUAAGCUCCGAUCGUGCCGACAGUUAACGGAUUCAGGCAUGGAGAGUUUUGCCAUGAAUUGUAAGAAAUUGAAGAAGCUGUCGGUUGGAUCAUGCACUUUUGGAGCUAAAGGAAUGAACGCUGUAGUCGAUAAUUGCUCGUCCCUGGAAGAUUUAUCGGUGAAGCGGCUACGCGGCAUCGCCGAUGGAGACUCGACGGAGCCGAUUAGACCUGGUUCAGCGUCAUCGUCUCUUAAGAUGAUUUCUUUGAAGGAUCUCUACAACGGACAAUGUUUUGCUCCGCUGAUAAUCGGAUCCAAAAAUCUUAGAACCCUAAGACUUUUCAGAUGUUCCGGAGAGUGGGAUGGGGUUCUGAAACUUGUUACGAAUAACAUCAAGGGAUUGAGUGAGAUGCAUCUGGAGAGGCUUCAGGUAACCGAUAUUGGUCUUGCAGCCCUUUCGAAUUGUGAAAAUCUAGAAAUCCUUCACCUCAUAAAAACACCUGAAUGUACUAAUUUGGGGCUAUCGUCUAUGGCGGAGAAGUGUAAGCUUCUGAGGAAGGUUCAUAUCGACGGGUGGAAAACAAACAAGAUUAACGAUGAAGGUUUGAUCAGUGUAGCAAAAUACUGCACUAACCUUCAAGAGCUGGUACUUAUCGGUGUGAAUCUUACCCGUGUAAGUAUAUCGCCAUUGGCUUCAAACUGCCAGAAGCUAGAGCGAUUGGCGUUAUGUGGGAGUGAAACCAUAGGUGAUGUCGAGAUUUCUUGCAUAGCUGCUAAAUGCACGGCGUUGAGGAAGCUAUGUAUCAAGAGUUGCCCUGUCUCUGAUCAUGGAAUGGAAGCUUUAGCACUUGGGUGCCCUAAUUUGGUGAAGGUGAAGGUGAAGAAGUGCAAGGGAGUCACCUGUGACGGUGUAGGCUGGUUGAGAGCUAGCCGGGAAUCAUUAGCUGUGAAUUUGGAUGCUUUGGUGGUUGAAAAUCAAAACCAGAAUGCAACCGUUGAGGUGGUGGUGGAGGACCAACAACCACCACCAGCAGCUAGUGACAUUGGAGGAGGUGCUAAUGGUGGUUCUAGCAGUAACAGGAGGUCAACAUCAUUGAAGGCAAGGUUGGGGCUUACAUCUGGGAGAAAUUUAGUUUCUUGCACUUUGAGACGGUGGUCAAGCUUUAAUGGCGCUUCGGCUUCACAAAGUCAUUAG
Messenger RNA from Lactuca virosa, 1620 nucleotides. Lineage: Eukaryota; Viridiplantae; Streptophyta; Magnoliopsida; Asterales; Asteraceae. The record is from the annotation of a GenBank genome assembly.